Molecule: messenger RNA, 802 nt
Organism: Rhagoletis pomonella (apple maggot)
Lineage: Eukaryota; Metazoa; Arthropoda; Insecta; Diptera; Tephritidae
Product: protein phosphatase 1 regulatory subunit 12A-like
Exons: 3
Coding region: 458-802 (114 amino acids)
Cellular component (GO): cytoplasm
Molecular function (GO): enzyme inhibitor activity; phosphatase regulator activity; protein binding
Source: RefSeq, a predicted model, not a curated record
AUUUGUACGUGAAAAGAUCAAAAUUAUCGCCGAGGUUGACGAAGUCGCAAAAGGAGCAAAUAUUUUUGCUAUUGCGAAACCAUUGCACAUGUUUAAUGUCUCAUUAUAAGAGCAUAUAAAAAAACAUAUACAAUUUACGAAAGCGUAAUUUAAAACUGUUGUGUGCGGAUCGUAAAACAAGAUCGUUGCAUUGGGCAGUCGGAUUAUAAUUCAGUUCUCAGUACAAUUCAAUUAAAAUAUCUGCAUAAUACAUACAUCAUCAGCUUCUUGGCGUGGCAGACAUACUCGUUCUGCCUUUGAUUGACUGGCAGACAGUCUGAUUGGCAAGCAGACGGUCCAACAAAUUUAUUACAAAAUUGGGCAGUGAUCAAUACGAUUUGCCAGCCAAACCGACGUUCAUAUAACCACAGACGAGACAAUUUAGAUAUAAAAAACCUAAAACGUAAAAACAUUCAAGAUGACUUCACUGGACGUGCGUAACAAUUCGGCGGUAAUGAAACGAGCCGAACAACUAAAACGCUGGGAGGAAUCGGACACAAAUCGCCAACCUCCAACGCCACGUCCCGAGCGCGGACGUAAAAUUAAAUUCUCCUCUGGCUGUGUCUUUUUAGCCGCAUGUAUGUCUGGUGAUAAGGAGGAAGUGCUAAAGUUGCUUGAAAAUGGUGCCGAUAUUAAUACAGCUAACGUUGAUGGAUUAACUGCCUUACAUCAGGAGGCAAAUGCUGCGGCUAGCGGCAAUGCAACAACAACAACAACGAUCUUGGCAACGGCAAUAACAACGAAAAAAUAUCGCGAAAAAUAA